GAGCGGUGUGGUGUGUGUAUGCCUCUGGAUCUAAUAUCACCUACCUGUCCUUGUCACUCUGAUAGUCAGCAGAGGUAGCCGCUGUUCACCGCCGAUGCCAUGGCAGCGCUCAAUGGCCUCUUUUAAAGCAUUUAUCAGCUCAGACACAACGAGGGGCUCUCUACUCAGCCGCAGGAGGAACCGCGCUGCUGUGCGUAUUUUGGAGAGCCGCUGAACACAUUCCGCAGUCGGACUUUCCGAUCAUCCUUCCAGUACUGAGAGGGACUUAAUCUGCUUUUUUGACAGCCAGCGGUGCGAUUUUUGCCGAUGAACUCUAUGAGGGAUCCAUUAAACACAGACCAUCACCACACAGGGAAUAAACUUGCCUCCACGCACUACACGGCUCUGGCGAUGGCCUCUAGUUUACAGCCGCUGCAGCGGUCGGUGGACUCGAAGCACCGGCAUGAGGUGCACACCGUGUCGGACACUUCCAGCCCGGAGUCUGUCGAAAAAGAGAAGAACCAGAGUAAGAACAACGACGACUCUUCGGAUGACCCCUCGAAAAAGAAGCGACAGCGGCGGCAGAGGACUCACUUCACCAGCCAGCAGCUCCAGGAACUGGAGGCCACUUUCCAGCGGAAUCGCUACCCGGACAUGAGCACGAGGGAGGAGAUAGCCGUGUGGACCAACCUCACAGAGGCCCGGGUCAGGGUUUGGUUCAAGAACCGGCGAGCCAAGUGGAGGAAGCGGGAGAGAAACCAACAAGCCGAGCUUUGCAAAAACGGCUUCGGCCCUCAGUUCAACGGACUCAUGCAGCCCUACGAAGACAUGUACCCCAGCUACACGUACAACAACUGGGCCGCCAAGGGCCUCACGUCGGCCUCCUUGUCCUCCAAGAGCUUCCCUUUCUUCAACUCCAUGAACGUCAACCCCUUGUCCUCGCAGACCAUGUUCUCGCCGCCCAACUCCAUAUCCUCCAUGACUUCCAGCAUGGUGCCAUCGUCGGUGUCGGGCGUGCCGGGCUCCAGCCUCAACAGCCUCAACAACUUGAACAACCUCAGCAACCCAUCGCUCAACUCGGGGGUGCCCACGCCGACGUGCCCCUACGCGCCGCCGACCCCUCCUUACGUGUACAGGGACACUUGUAACUCCAGCCUGGCCAGCCUGAGACUGAAAGCCAAGCAGCACUCGAGUUUUGGAUACGUGCAGAAUCCGGCGACGAAUCUGAGCGCUUGCCAGUACGCCGUGGACAGACCCGUCUAAUACCGAUCCGCACUGCCAAGAACGACCACCCUAACAAGUCAUUAAAGGCUGAAGUGGCGUGAUUUUGCGCGUAAUUGGGGUGAGGAAAUCUGGUUUUUACUUGUUUUGUUUUUUUAAAUGCAUUUAGGGAAACUCCUCCAUCGACUGGCAUCUUCAAUAGCUGGAGUGCUGCAUUGUUUUGGGCUUUUUUCCCUCUUUCCUCAACAUAUCGCCACUUGCCCCUUGAACAUUCCCCAACAUUAAAAGAACCGUGUGAGAUUAUCCCACCCGCUCCCUGUUGUUAAGAUUUUUUUUAUUUGAUUUUAUUUCAGCAGGAAAAAUAAGAUUUGAAGGUUGGCUUGUUAUGGUGGUCAUUUUUUGCAGUGUGUGAGUGUGUGUGGGUGUGUGUGUGCGUAAUCACAAACAGCCGGCCACAGGAACAAGAGACUACUACAACUACUUCUUUUUUUUUGUUGUUGUGUUUUUUCAUAUUUUUUUUUUUCCAAAAAGAAAAAAGGGCACUAGAGACUUAACCACUGACUCAAGCUCAGCUCCGGGAGGUUUUAGGUUUAUUCCCCCUUCGAUGAGUCCAGGCCUGUUUGCGCCACCGUCAAAAAGAAGAAGAUGAUGAAGAAGAAGAAGAAGAAACACACGCCUGGUUCAUUUUUUUCAUAAAAACUCCUCAUGAGGGUUAUUUUUCAUUUUCUCUGGACGUUAAAUGUUGACUGAAAAAAAAAAAAAGGUUGUAAAUAUAUAUUUGAACUAUCAUCUCCUGUCUGUCGAGGCGAAUGCGCUUUAACCCUCCAAGUUUCUCUCCCCAGGUUCGAUUUAUCAACGCAUGUGGAAAAAAAAACAGAAUUAAACAAAACAAAAAAAAAAGAUAAAACCCUAAAAAGGAAUCAUGUUUUGCUUGCAAACAAAAAGGGAAUGUACAUACUAAAAAAAACGCACCAGUUGUGUGUUUCUAACAUAUUAUAAAUUUAUUAUUAAUGUCUGUGUGAAUAUCGAUUUAGAAUAGCAAUUCUGGAUUUAAACAAAACUAAAAAAAAAAAAUAAGAAAAAGACGCAUCAAAAAUGUUCCUGCGACAAAUUAUUUGUUUGUUUUUUUGCUCUGUGUAUACUAUUUGGUACGGAAUUAUGUUUCUCUCCUCUUUUUUUUGUUCUUUUUUUUUUCCAA
Molecule: messenger RNA, 2398 nt
Organism: Platichthys flesus (European flounder)
Lineage: Eukaryota; Metazoa; Chordata; Actinopteri; Pleuronectiformes; Pleuronectidae
Gene: pitx2
Product: paired-like homeodomain 2
Exons: 3
Coding region: 307-1242 (311 amino acids)
Biological process (GO): anatomical structure morphogenesis; regulation of transcription by RNA polymerase II
Cellular component (GO): nucleus
Molecular function (GO): RNA polymerase II cis-regulatory region sequence-specific DNA binding; DNA-binding transcription factor activity, RNA polymerase II-specific
Source: RefSeq, a predicted model, not a curated record